Molecule: messenger RNA, 1456 nt
Organism: Durusdinium trenchii
Lineage: Eukaryota; Dinophyceae; Suessiales; Symbiodiniaceae
Source: the annotation of a GenBank genome assembly
AGGAGGAGUUAGCUGUGAUAAAAUCUAACCCUCACCUGGCAUUUGGGAUGUGCGUGAAAGAUACUGAACGAGAUGGAAAGCCAGAGCUGAAGACCAAACAAGUGUAAAAUUGCACAAUUGAUUGCUCUACACUAUCAUCUCACAAUCUCCCACCGAAAAACGCCUGAAAUGCUGUGCUUGCUUAUGGCAUCCACAAGCAUGUAGUUUUGGCUGGCCCCGUUCUUUUUGUGAUCAUCAGAUUGGAUGAAGAUGACAGUGUUCUUUGGACCCUAGCGCGAAACUGAUUGUGGCAUGCAAUGACACAACAGUGUAUACUGCAUUUCUUGACAACGCAGUAGUUGCUGUGCAGAUGUUUUAUUGACACCUAUUUCAAGGCUUUCUGGCUUCAUUGAAUAGCGGCCACAGGUUUACCAGGUCUGAGUGCCCACCACUAUUUUUGCUAAUUUUUCACGCUCCUCUUUGCUUGGUUUUGGUUGUAAAUCCCUUCACAUUGGAUCGGUUAGUCAUUUGGCGGGAUAAGGACAGACAAUUGAUCAGACGCACGACAUGGUAUACAUAGCAAAAUGCUGAGUGUCUACUUGCUGGGGAGGCAUCUUUCAUCGAACGUUCUCUCCUUCCCGGGCCACCUGAUAAGUUCUGAGACGCAAAUUGUUCAGUUCAGAUGAUGACAGCAAACCUCACUAGGCCUAAACCUAAGCCACACCAAGCUAUCACGCAGCAUUUUGCGGCAUUAUGACCUUUCUGGUCAAAGUUAAAGGCCCGGAGUCGGAUGCACUGAUUGUUGCCAACUGGAUGCUGCAACUGCAAGUUGCCCAGGCCUCCUUGAAACGUGUCAAGUCUCAUGUUUUCCAGGUUUGCAGCGCAAGCCGCAGCAUAUCCACAGUCCAUUGUGCCGCCUUUCUUGCCAUCCCUGAAAAUGGAGGCUCCAGUGCUGGAUGGAACUUGGACACCUGUCCCCAUCGUUGCUGCUCCAGCUCCAGUUAUUAUGGCCACACCAGCUCAGGCAGAGGCCCAAGCUGCAGCUCAAGCAGCAGCUCAAGCAGCAGCUCAAGCAGCGGUGCCCUCCAAGGCACCUGCGCUGACACCCUUGCCAGCCGGGCCAGUAUCUCCGACAAGUGCGAAGGCCUCUGAAACUCAGAAGCUGAAGGCCAACAACAAGAUCAACAAGGAGAAUGCGCACUACAACAAGGACAAAUGCGGCAAAUUCAAGGGAAGGCUUAACCAGAACAAAGAGAACAUUCGAGGGGAUGAGCCUCAGGAGCAGGCCUACUGAGACGAAGCACAGGGAGAACCGGGAACCCGCGGGCUUAGAAGCGCUGAUUUCCAGCAUGAGCCCGGGGCCGACUUUGCAAUGCGGUCGCAUGCAUUGAGACCGUUGGCACCGGGGAUGCAAUCAUGCUGGUCUAGGCAAGCGUUUUUUGGCCUUAGGCUGGGCAUGGAGACAAUUUGUUUCAAG